CACGGCUUCAAAAUUCAAACUGAUGAACUAAAACAAAAUCACAAAAUCGUCAGUCAAAAUCGAAUCUUUUUGCGUAAUCUCCGCAAAAAUCUGCAAAUCAAAGGAUUCAGAAACAAUUUCGGUUUACCAAUCCUCCAUCUCUCUAUUUCCCAAUCCUACGCUACCUGCAAAACUGAGUUCUUUAUGCUUAAACAUUUCCCAUUCCUAAUUCUAAUAGGACUUCGAAUCAAAUCAAAAGAAAAGGGGAUUCUAUAAACCACAACCACGGCUCUACUUGAUUUACUAUUCCGAUCACCGGCCGUUCAUCUUAACAAUAGAGCUCUGGUCUGCGGCCUUACUGUGGACGACAAGCAGCAGAUCCCUUCCCCGCACGGCGGUCGGGGUGCCUCACCCUCCGAAGGCGGCUGCCCCUCUGAUCUCCUCUUCCUCGCCGGCGGCGGCGGUGACGGCUGCUCUAUCAGGCGCUGCUAACUAGGUUUUUUUUUCGUCUAAUUUAAUUUUCAAAAAAAUUCAUCGCGAGAGAGAGAUUAGAGUGUUAGUACAGAAAGGAGGAUGCUGACGAUAAAGAAGGUGCCGACGGUGGUUUCGAACUACCAAGAGAAUGCGUCCUCCGAUGACCUCAAAGCAAAGGCCGAAGGCUGUGGCCGCAAUUGCCUCCGUAAAUGUUGCUUGCCUGUUUCCAAGCUUCCUCUCUAUGCAUUCAGCAACUGUGAGCACGAGAAAUCCUGUGAAGAUAAGCUGUGUCCCUCUUCAUCCUUUCUGAACAACCUACUUUUAGGGCAGUGGGAGGAUCGCAUGUGUAAGGGUCUAUUCAGAUACGAUGUGACCUCGUGCGAGACUAAGCUCAUCCCAGGCAUAUACGGGUUUAUUGCCCAGCUCAAUGAGGGCCGCCACCUCAAGAAACGGCCCACGGAAUUCCGAGUUGACAAAGUCCUUCAGCCGUUUGACCAGAAAAAAUUCAAUUUCACUAAAGUCGGCCAAGAGGAAAUUCUCUUUCGGUUUGAGCCGUGCAAAGAAGGCGAAUCUCGUUAUUUUCCGAGCUGCCCUGUUGAUUUUGAGGAAAGCUCGCCCAGUGUAGUUGCUAUCAAUGUGAGCCCAAUCGAGUAUGGUCACGUGCUCCUCAUACCACGAGUCCUCGAUUGCCUGCCUCAGAGAAUAGACGGCGACAGCCUGGCGCUUUCUCUUAACUUUGCGAAAGAGGCUUCGGACCCGUUUUUCCGAGUGGGUUACAACAGCCUGGGUGCAUUCGCAACAAUAAAUCACCUCCACUUUCAGGCGUACUACUUGUCUGUGCCUCUCCCGAUAGAGAAAGCACCAACUUCCCGAAUAAUGAGUCUCGAAAAUAGAGUAACCGUGUCCAAGUUGCUGAAUUAUCCUGUGCUGGGGCUCGUUUUCGAGGGCUGCCAAAGUGAUCUUUGUGAGGCAGUCGCAAAUUCCUGCAUUGUCCUUCAGAGCAAAAAUAUCCCAUUCAAUAUACUAAUUUCAGAUUGCGGCCGCAGAGUAUUUCUGCUGCCUCAGUGUUAUGCGGAGAAGCAAGCGCGUGGGGAAGUGAGGGAAGAGCUUCUGGAGACUCAAGUGAACCCAGCUGUUUGGGAAAUAAGUGGGCACAUGGUUCUGAAAAGGCGUAAGGAUUAUGAGGAGGCAUCUGAAGAGUACGCGUGGAGGCUUCUUGCGGAAGUUUCGUUAUCAGAAGAGGGAUUUGAGGAUGUGCAGAGGCUUGUCUGUGAGGCUGCUAAUCUGCAGCUAGACGAGGAGUAUGUGGGAGUGCUGGAAAACACGUAUAGUUCGGCUAAAACUCGACAUCUCCCUCAAGAUUGUCUUGUGCUGCAUUAG
Messenger RNA from Striga asiatica, 1833 nucleotides. The record is from the annotation of a GenBank genome assembly. Lineage: Eukaryota; Viridiplantae; Streptophyta; Magnoliopsida; Lamiales; Orobanchaceae.